Molecule: messenger RNA, 1237 nt
Organism: Drosophila rhopaloa
Lineage: Eukaryota; Metazoa; Arthropoda; Insecta; Diptera; Drosophilidae
Exons: 2
Coding region: 137-922 (261 amino acids)
Source: RefSeq, a predicted model, not a curated record
UAGAGGUUUAAAUAUCAAAAUUUUAUAAAUUCACCAGACAGUGUCGUUUUGAAUCAGAAAUUUGUCAUCAGAUUUUCUUAAAUUUUUAUUGAAAUUUUUUUUUUUUCAGCUGCUCUAUUUUUGUAGGCGAAUUGCAAUGGCCAACGAAAAUGCCAAAUCAGGGAUCGAGAAUGAGAUGCCUGUUUUUAUAGAGAAUGUGGAUGAGAAGGAGCAGGUGCGUCGAAUCAGCGCCUACCUUCAAAACCUUCGUGAUCGCCUAAGAGAGGGCAUCCGGCAGCACCAGGAGGUCGUCCAGUCGUCGGUGCAGCUGCUCAAGGAGGUGGGCGACGUAAACAACAUGAUGCAGUUAGCGAGGAGUGGCCACCAAGCCCAGGCCACCAAAAUCCGGCGCCUGAUCUUGGGUUUCGAGAGCGUCAAUGCGGCGAACGCUUCGCAGAUUUCUUCCGUGGCGGGUAUAAGUUUGCCCUCGAAUCUGACCGAGAUUCAUGGUCUUUUAGUUGAAUUCGAGCACCUCAAUGAGAGUCAAAUAUUGCGGGACAGCCUACUGAACUUUAAACGUGCUCGCGAAUCACUGGAGAAGGUGCUCGGCUUUCUGGAGAAGAUUAGCAAUGAAUCUCCUCGACCUUCUCCGCAAGCCAGCCAGUUGAUCAGGUGUCCUAGUGCCAAUCGCAGUCUUCGUGAAAAGAUUGAGGCAUUCAACAAGGUCUUGGAGGGUACACCCGAAAAGUUGGGCGACACCUGCCGCCACUUUACCGAUUGUUUCUGCAGCUGCUGCAGUUUUGACGAGUCCGCUGAAGCUGGAGGACACAAACCCCUUCCUGUCGCCUCAAAAACCAAUUCAGGAUACGAGGGCGACAUUGACAGCGAGGUGGAACAGGCGGAUAAGUCAAGCACCGAACUUGAAAUGGAGGUUGUCCCUUAAAAGAUUUGGCUGAUAAAGGAACCCAACUAAAAAAUAGGCACGGGAAAAAUCUGGGAUCAAAAUUGUAAUCGUUUUGAAGUACCAUAUUCAAUAACUACAUUAACAUUCAAAUUAUAUAACGAUUUAUGGAUAUUAAGGACGAUUAGGAAGAAAACUUAUAAAAGCAAGAUUCAUCGUGGACUACAUCCCCAAGUAUAGGCUUAGUUGGUAUAAGAAUGGUGUAGAUGAAUGUAGCCAAAAUCAAACGGCGCAAAUUGGUUAUAAAUUAUCGACACUAAAAUGCAUUAAAUAAAGCAUUUAUAAUUUAAAGCAAAA